Molecule: messenger RNA, 1743 nt
Organism: Ooceraea biroi (clonal raider ant)
Lineage: Eukaryota; Metazoa; Arthropoda; Insecta; Hymenoptera; Formicidae
Product: carboxypeptidase B
Biological process (GO): proteolysis
Molecular function (GO): zinc ion binding; metallocarboxypeptidase activity
Source: RefSeq, a predicted model, not a curated record
GAUAAUCUUCGGAGCGUCGAUCGAGUAAUCCCGUUAUAUCCGAUCACGGAGCGUGGCGCGUAUUAUAAAAGCUGUGAGUGCUGUGAUCUUAAAAACAGUGUUGGUGACGAUGAAGAACGGUCGGCAUUCAGGAAAAGAGCGUACGAAAUGGGCGACAUUGACGAUAGUAGCAAUUGUCAUUGUCGUCGUGGACGCAGCUACACUUGGACAUCAAACAAAAAUUGUGUCGCCUGAUGCCAGUCAGAUUACUCAACAAGCAAAUGACAAGGAAUCGAAAGAUCCUGUCACAGAACAAAUCACUUACGAAGGCGAUCAAGUAUGGAGAAUUUGGAAGACGAAAAACAAUAGCGAAGAAUUAGUGCAACGUUACGACGAAGACGGUUCAUACUCAAUAUGGUCGAACAAUGCGUCGAUCGCUGAUAUUUUUGUUCGGAAUUACAUGUUGGAGCAUGUGGAUUCAAUAUUUAAGAGGAGUGGAAUGACAUAUCAAGUUCUAAUUGAGGAUGUACAACAAGCGAUCGAUGAGGAGAAUCCUCCUCUUUCACAGGAUGAGCAAGAGGAGCUUGAAGGGCGUAAAGGUCAUCGAAUGGAAUGGACUAGUUAUCAUCGAUUGGAGGAUAUAUUGGAAUACUUAGAUUUUCUUGCGGAUACGUACCCUAACAUAUGUUCCGUUAGGACCAUCGGAGAAUCUGUUGAAGGUCGUCCUCUAAAGGUUUUAAGGAUUAGUAAUGGUAAACCAAAUGCACCAGCGCUGUGGAUCGAUGGUGGUAUUCAUGCUAGGGAAUGGAUAUCACCCGCGGCUGUGACCUAUAUCAUCGAUUAUUUGGUUGAAAAUAGUGAAAAUUUGGAAGUUGACUAUUAUAUCCUGCCAGUUGUCAAUCCGGAUGGAUACCACCAUACCUUUGUCUCCGAUCGCCUAUGGAGGAAGAAUAGAAGGAAAGUUGAUUAUAGCGGUUGUUCGGGUGUGGAUUUGAAUCGAAACUUCGGUUACCGUUGGGGCGGAAUGGGAACAAGCAAGGAUGUAUGUCGCGAAACGUUCUCAGGUACCCGAGCGUUCUCUGAGCCAGAAACCGAUGCCAUUCGAAUGUUCUUCGAUAUCAGCUCGGCAAAUUUCAAGGCUUAUCUCACUUUCCAUUCCUAUGGGCAAUUUAUUUUAUAUCCAUGGGGAUAUGACAAACGAGUGCCACCUGAUUAUACAGAACUUGACAUGGUCGGUCGUCAAGCAGCGGCAGCCAUGAAGAAGAUUGGAGGCAGUGUAUAUACUGUUGGCAAUAGUGCUACAACAUUAUAUCCAGCCUCUGGUGGUUCUGAUGACUGGGCGAAGGCUCUUCUCAAGAUCAAGUAUACAUACACAAUUGAACUGAGAGAUACUGGAAGAUAUGGUUUUAUACUUCCAGCCCGUUACAUCAUUCCAACGGCCAAGGAAGCGCUUGCUGCAGUGGAAGUAAUUACGGAAGCGUGCAAGAAAGCAUAAUUUUUAAUCCAGCAAUUAUAUGCGCGCAAAUUAAAUUAAAUGUAAAAAUUAAUGACUAAUGUCUCUUUUUUUUAACUGGUUUAUUAUUGCAUUCUGUAGAAGAAGAGGAGUACUGGAUUACGCGUUGAUUACUGGAUUUCAAACUAGCAUUUAUUUUAUACUUUAACGUUUAAUAUUAUGAAAUAUAUAGUAUAUAGUUAACAUAAAACUGAUAUGUGAUAAUUCUUGUGACUUAUUUAUUGCGUAAAAUAAACAAUGAAAAUAUUCUA